CGUUCGGCCUGGAGCCCGCGGGCGAGACCUAGUUGGGCUUCGCCAUGCGGGCCGGGAGUAACGAGCCGGACGGCGUCCUGAGCUAUCAGAGACCAGAUGAAGAAGCUGUGGUGGAUCAGGGUGGGACCAGUACAAUUCUCAACAUCCACUAUGAGAAAGAAGAGUUGGAAGACCUUCUGCUUCUUUUCAGGUCAUAGGACUCUGUACGUGGGGGUCCGGAUGCCGCUGGGCCGGCAGAGCCAUCGGCACCACCGAACCCAUGGCCAGAAGCAUCGGAGACGAGGGCGGGGCAAGGGAGCCAGCCAGGGGGAGGAAGGCCCCGAGGCCCUGGCCCAUGACACACCAUCUCAGCGUGUUCAGUUCAUUCUUGGCACCGAGGAGGAUGAAGAGCACGUGCCUCACGAACUGUUCACAGAACUGGAUGAGAUCUGCCUGAAAGAGGGGGAAGAUGCCGAGUGGAGGGAGACAGCCAGGUGGUUGAAGUUUGAAGAAGAUGUUGAGGAUGGGGGAGAGCGCUGGAGCAAGCCUUACGUUGCAACCCUUUCACUGCAUAGUCUCUUUGAGCUAAGGAGCUGCCUUAUUAACGGAACGGUCCUUCUGGAUAUGCAUGCGAACAGCAUAGAAGAAAUCUCAGACCUGAUCCUGGACCAGCAGGAACUGUUCAGUGACCUGAAUGACAACAUGAGGGUUAAAGUACGGGAAGCCCUUCUCAAAAAGCAUCAUCAUCAGAAUGAAAAGAAGAGAAAUAACCUCAUCCCCAUUGUUCGCUCCUUUGCUGAGGCUGGCAAGAAGCAAUCUGAUCCACAUUCGAUGGAUAAACAUGGUCAGACUGUGUCUCCUCAGUCCGUUCCAACUACAAGUCUUGAAGUAAAAAAUGGAAUGAAUUGUGAACACAGUCCCGUGGACUUAAGCAAGGUCGACCUUCAUUUCAUGAAGAAAAUUCCCACUGGGGCAGAGGCCUCGAAUGUCCUGGUUGGAGAGGUGGACUCUCUGGGCCGCCCUGUUGUCGCCUUUGUGAGGCUGUCUCCAGCAGUCCUUCUCUCGGGCCUGACAGAAGUGCCCAUCCCUACAAGAUUUUUGUUUAUCCUCUUGGGUCCAGUAGGGAAAGGUCAGCAGUACCAUGAGAUUGGAAGAUCCAUGGCCACCAUCAUGACAGACGAGAUUUUUCAUGAUGUGGCAUAUAAGGCAAAAGAGCGGGACGAUCUCCUGGCGGGGAUUGAUGAGUUCCUAGACCAGGUGACGGUGCUGCCUCCAGGGGAGUGGGACCCCUCCAUUAGAAUUGAGCCACCCAAAAACGUCCCUUCCCAGGAGAAAAGGAAAAUGCCUGGAGUUCCAAAUGGAAAUGUUUGCCACAUAGAACCAGAACCACAUGGGGGCCACAGCGGGCCAGAACUUCAACGCACUGGGCGGCUGUUUGGGGGCUUGGUGCUGGACAUCAAGCGGAAGGCCCCCUGGUACUGGAGCGACUACCGGGAUGCACUCAGCUUACAGUGUUUGGCCUCCUUUCUGUUCCUGUACUGUGCCUGCAUGUCGCCUGUCAUCACCUUUGGGGGAUUGCUCGGAGAAGCCACUGAGGGGCGCAUAAGUGCAAUUGAAUCCUUGUUUGGAGCCUCCAUGACUGGGAUUGCCUAUUCCUUGUUUGCCGGACAGGCUCUCACCAUCCUUGGAAGUACUGGGCCAGUGCUUGUGUUUGAAAAGAUUUUGUUCAAAUUCUGCAAAGACUAUGCUCUUUCAUACCUCUCCCUGCGAGCUUGUAUCGGACUGUGGACCGCCUUCCUGUGUAUUGUCCUUGUGGCAACUGACGCUAGUUCCCUUGUCUGCUACAUUACCCGCUUCACUGAAGAAGCGUUUGCCUCCCUGAUUUGCAUUAUUUUCAUCUAUGAAGCAAUAGAAAAGCUGAUUCACCUGGCAGAGACCUACCCCAUCCACAUGCACAGUCAGCUGGACCACCUUAGCCUGUAUUACUGCAGGUGUACUCUCCCAGAGAAUCCAAACAAUCACACCUUACAGUACUGGAAGGACCACAACAUCGUGACAACAGAAGUCCACUGGGCCAACCUGACUGUUAGUGAGUGCCAAGAGAUGCAUGGAGAGUUCACAGGCUCUGUGUGUGGCCACCAUGGACCCUAUACUCCCGAUGUGCUCUUUUGGUCCUGCAUUCUCUUCUUCACCACCUUCAUCCUCUCCAGCACCUUGAAGACAUUUAAGACAAGCCGCUAUUUCCCAACCAGAGUCCGCUCCACGGUGAGUGACUUUGCUGUUUUCCUCACUAUCUUCACAAUGGUGAUUGUUGAUUUUUUGAUUGGAAUCCCAUCACCAAAGCUUCAAGUUCCCAGUGUGUUCAAGCCAACACGGGAUGAUCGAGGGUGGAUUAUUAGUCCCAUUGGCCCCAAUCCCUGGUGGACUGUGAUAGCUGCAAUUAUCCCAGCUCUUCUCUGCACUAUCUUGAUAUUCAUGGACCAGCAGAUCACAGCUGUCAUCAUUAACAGGAAGGAACACAAACUCAAGAAAGGAUGUGGCUACCACCUGGACCUGCUGAUGGUGGCCAUCAUGCUGGGUGUCUGCUCCAUCAUGGGCCUGCCCUGGUUUGUGGCUGCAACUGUCCUGUCCAUCACACAUGUGAACAGCCUCAAACUGGAAUCUGAGUGCUCCGCCCCUGGAGAACAGCCCAAAUUCUUGGGUAUCCGAGAACAGAGAGUAACCGGCCUUAUGAUCUUUGUGCUGAUGGGCUGCUCAGUCUUCAUGACAGCUAUAUUAAAGUUUAUCCCGAUGCCGGUACUCUAUGGAGUUUUCCUCUACAUGGGAGUGUCUUCACUACAGGGAAUUCAGUUCUUUGAUCGUCUGAAGCUCUUUGGGAUGCCUGCAAAGCACCAGCCAGACUUUAUCUACCUUCGGCACGUGCCGCUGCGCAAAGUGCACCUCUUCACCCUCAUCCAGCUGACCUGCCUCAUCCUGCUUUGGGUCAUCAAGGCCUCUCCAGCUGCCAUUGUCUUUCCAAUGAUGGUUUUGGCCUUGGUCUUUGUCAGGAAAGUCAUGGAUCUCUGUUUCUCUAAGCGGGAGCUGAGCUGGUUAGAUGAUCUCAUGCCGGAAAGCAAAAAGAAGAAGUUGGAUGAUGCCAAAAAGAAGGCCAAGGAGGAAGAGGAGGCUGAGAAAAUGUUAGAAAUGGGGGGAGACAAGUUCCCCUUAGAGAGCAGGAAGUUACUAAGUAGUCCUGGAAAGAACAACAGUUUCAGAUGUGACCCCUCUGAGAUUAAUAUAUCUGAUGAAAUGCCUAAAACCACAGUCUGGAAAGCUCUCAGUAUGAAUUCUGGAAACACAAAGGAAAAGAGUCUCUUCAACUAAAAGUCUUUGCUGGG
Mesoplodon densirostris (Blainville's beaked whale) is the source of this 3356-nucleotide messenger RNA. It is a transcript of the gene SLC4A8, whose product is annotated as solute carrier family 4 member 8. Bases 97 to 3342 code for a protein of 1081 amino acids. The record is from RefSeq and is a predicted model, not a curated record. The transcript has 25 exons. NCBI's taxonomy places the organism in Eukaryota, Metazoa, Chordata, Mammalia, Artiodactyla, Ziphiidae. Gene Ontology annotation, biological process: bicarbonate transport; transmembrane transport; monoatomic anion transport. Gene Ontology annotation, cellular component: plasma membrane. Gene Ontology annotation, molecular function: sodium:bicarbonate symporter activity; monoatomic anion transmembrane transporter activity; solute:inorganic anion antiporter activity.